GCGGCAUCAUUAGCCCCUCCCACUUCCUGUACAGUGCUCACACCUCCACAUGUCAGCUGAGUUAAAGCCUGGUCGGUGUUGUUAGUGUCUAACAGAACUGUCCACUGUGUUGGUGAUGUUUGACCCGGAUCUCAGCUGGCUCUUCUUCGACCCUCUCCGAGUCCUGACUGAUGAAAUGCUCCUCGUGAGCCGCCGCCCGCCAACCAGACGUCAGACACGCAGCGCUCUCAAACACAUGGACAGCAGACGGAGAGGUUUCCCCGGCUGACACAGAUCGAGUGUGACCAUCGGGGGAGCUCCGAGACGAGCGCAGAGAGCUACAUCCUCCUGAAGCCUCGACCAUCCAGAGCCAAGAGGAAUAUAAACCCUCGGGACUCCACAGCGGCCCUACGGGGGGAAUCAAAAUGUACGUAUAAACACCUCUACACACUAAAUGAACCUCCAGAAGCCAAUCAGGCGUCUCUGCUCGUCAACAUAGUGGGAGAGUAAACGUUCUGUGAUUCUGUGUUGACUUUGACCUGACGUGACCCUCAGCUCUGUGUCCUCUCACAGGGAGAAGAUGAUCCUGCUGCUCCUCACGCUGACCUGCUGCGUCUGUGGAACGUUUGAAACUUCCUACGAGGCGGAGGAGAACGAGGACGUCACACUGGAGUGGACGUUCACUCCAGCCGACCGCUCGCUCGACGCUCUAAACAUCGACUGUGCCAAGGUCACCAAUCAGAAACACUGGGUCCUCUUUCGUCUCGCUGACGGAGUCCAGGUCCCGGAGUCUCAGGACGCACAGUUUGCAGGACGAGUCCACUUUGACAAAGACGUCCUCGGAGAAGGACGACUCAGACUGAACGUGACCUCACUCAGGGUUGAAGACUCGGGCGAUUAUUUGUGCGAGUACGGCGAGGUCCCCGACGUCCGCAGACUCACAGUGAGAGCAGCGAGACGCUCUGAGACUGAACCUGAGAGACGGAGCACAGAGAGCUGGGGAUGGAAGGAUUUCAUCAGUAAUCUGGGGAUGAUCUCUGGACUCGUUGCGUUGCUGAUUGCUCUCUGUCUUAACAUCUAUGCCUGUUGGCGCCCCAUCUGACAGAUCUGACCUCCACACUCUGUCUUUUCUGUUUGUAAGUGUUUCCACCAGCUUUAAGCCACUCUUAAUACCAGCCAAAGACAGUCUUUUCUUGUCGUCUUUAAAAGUCUGCUGGUUCUCCUUCAGUUGGGCUCUUUACCACAACGCUCCGUUCUGUCGCCACAUCGUGAAACGAUUCGUCUGAUAUCAACCUUUAAGAACAACUUGGUUUAUUCACGACAUCGAGGAAAAGAACUACACUACCCAUAAUCACAGAGUGUCACGGCUACGGCUCUGAUUGGUGGAGCUCGCCGUUACCAUGGCAAUAUUUCCCGCUUCUCGGUGCCGAAUGCGAACGGAUAGAUUCGCUAGCUAGCUACUUAGCUAACAUAAAUUACUGCUAACCUUGUUAUUCCGCAGUGAAUG
Molecule: messenger RNA, 1486 nt
Organism: Labrus mixtus (cuckoo wrasse)
Lineage: Eukaryota; Metazoa; Chordata; Actinopteri; Labriformes; Labridae
Product: coxsackievirus and adenovirus receptor homolog
Exons: 7
Coding region: 560-1081 (173 amino acids)
Source: RefSeq, a predicted model, not a curated record